AUGGCGGAAGACACUCUUUAUAACCAGCCAGUGGUGAUCGACAACGGGUCAGGCAACCUCAAGGCCGGUUUUGCAGGUGAUGACAAGCCCAAGGCGUUUUCGCUGGCCAUCAUUGGCCGACCCAAGUAUCAGAAAAUCAUGGCGGGAUCAAUAGGCAUGGGACGAGAUGAUAUAGGUGAUACAUUCAUAGGCAAUACUGCCCAGGAAUACCGAGGGCUUUUGAAGCUCAGCUACCCAAUUGAACAUGGUGUGGUCACCAACUGGGACGACAUGGAGAUGCUCUGGAACCAUGUGUACACUCAGGAUCUUAAAGCCAAUGCAGAGGAGCAUCCGUUGUUGAUUACAGAAGCACCAUUGAAUCCCCGGCAAAACAGAGACAAGAUGUGCCAGGUGCUCUUUGAGUCGUUCAACGUCCCGUGUGUGUACAUCUCCCUCCAGGCGACGUUGUCGUUAUACGCAUCCGGACGAACCACGGGAGUGGUGAUAGACAGUGGAGACGGAGUCACCCAUAUAGUACCAUCGUACGAAGGCUUUGGAUUGCCGACGUGUAUCAAAAGAAUGGAUAUCGCGGGGCGUGAUGUGACGGAGCAGUUGGUGUACCAUAUACGAAGAAUGUCCGGAGUUUCAUUCAAAAGCAGUUCUGAGUUUGAGCUCGUGCGGACCAUUAAGGAGAAAUACUGUUUUGUAUCGAAUGAUCCGUCCAAGGACGAAAAGGUGUACUCCUCGGCCGCCUAUAGCCAUUACCUCCUGGCGGCACGGCCGGAGCUGGAGUCCGAGUUGGUGUCCCACUUCAAGUUACCUGAUGGACAUAUUUUGCAGCUAGGAAGCGAGCGAUUCAGGUCCACCGAAAUCCUCUUCAACCCGCAAUUGGUGGGAGACGAGUCGCCAGGAAUCUCGCAGUUGACGGCAUUGUCGUUGUCCAAAGUCGAUCUUGAUCUCCGGCCCACCCUUUACAGUAGCAUUAUUCUUUCGGGGGGUAAUACCUUAUUGCGAGGAUUUGGUGAUAGGCUUCUCAGUGAUCUCAAGCACCAACAAGGCCAGCACAUGACAGGGACCCCGGUGUGGAGCACUACCCGGAACGACCAAUACGACACGAAGAUGAAGGUGAAGAUAUACGCUCCUCCAGAGAGAAAGUACUCUACGUGGGUGGGAGGUAGCAUUUUGGCGGGUCUCUCGACGUUUAAGAGAAUGUGGGUCACGUCGCAAGAGUACCAGGAAGACCCUGAUAUUGUGCACAGAAAGUGUAUAUAG
Molecule: messenger RNA, 1251 nt
Organism: Yamadazyma tenuis ATCC 10573
Lineage: Eukaryota; Fungi; Ascomycota; Pichiomycetes; Serinales; Debaryomycetaceae
Gene: ARP1
Product: actin-related protein 1
Source: RefSeq, a predicted model, not a curated record